Molecule: messenger RNA, 2393 nt
Organism: Paraphaeosphaeria sporulosa
Lineage: Eukaryota; Fungi; Ascomycota; Dothideomycetes; Pleosporales; Didymosphaeriaceae
Exons: 3
Coding region: 67-2280 (737 amino acids)
Biological process (GO): mRNA processing
Cellular component (GO): nucleus
Molecular function (GO): RNA binding; metal ion binding
Source: RefSeq, a predicted model, not a curated record
GCGCUCUCCACGCGUCGCUUCGACUCUGCGCUCGACCGAAGAGCCGACGGUGAGGGUGGAGCAGCGAUGCAGCUUCCGGAGCAGGACAAACUUGCCUUCAAGCAAUGGCUGCUACCAAAGCUAGCGAAUCGAACCGAAGCAGAGCCCGAGGUGCUGGCGGACUACGUCGCAGAGCUGUUUGCGGGAGAAGGCUCACCGGCAGAGAUCAAGCGCGCCAGUAUUGAGCAGCUCUCCGACUUCCUCGAAGAUCACACCGAAGCGUUCGUCGACGAGAUCGCUACGGCGAUUGAGCACAGGAUAUGGACCAAGCCGGUAGAAGGGAAACAGAAAGAUAGGAAGAAGCUGGCGGCGAAACGCAAGGCAAAGGGAGCCCUGCAACCAGCGCAGCCGACAGCGACGCCUCCAACCGGUCCCAAAGCCGACGCCGCGAGGUCCAGCUCCUCCGCGCGCCCUGCGCCGUCUACACUCGCACCAGAUGCGCCGGUAUUCGUGCCUCGAGCUCAGCCUAUACCCACGGCGCCGCUGAGCAACGACGACUUUAUCCCGACAGGACCACGCGCCGACCGCAAUUCAACAAACAUGCAGGAUGGUCGUCAAGCUCCCGGGAGGAAGCGCAAACUCCAGGAUCGCAUUACUCGCGACGACAACGACGCAGACAUCUCUGCGGGUGAACGGCCACACAAGCAGCUGGCGCGAAGAGGUGGAGGACAGGUCGGGAGAAACGGACAGCGUGCAGAUGCUACGGUAGUAACAGCAGCAAGGGCUGGGCCUCUGCCGAACGUUACACGGUUCACGCCUAACAUGUUUCCGAAUGGACAACCGCCUGUGUUACCUCAGUUUUCACCCCAUGAUCCUCUCAACCCGUUCAGUUUCCUGGCCAAUCUCUCUGCGAUGAUGAGCAUGGGUUAUUCAGGCCAAAGACUGGGCUCACAACAUCCCAAUGUCCCCCUUAUCAAUCCUGCGGUUGCCAAAAUUAAAUGCCAGGACUAUGAGACGAAAGGAAUCUGUCAUCUAGGAACACUAUGCCCUUAUGAUCAUGUUCAGGGAGUAGUUGUUCCUGCGGAUCCAGAAUACGAUCCGAACAACGCAUUGCUGGCAAUCCCCCCUCAUCUGAAUAGUCGUAGAAUAAACGAUAGCAACCGCAACCACUACCAGCGUGCUCGCGCUUCAUUUUCGCACUCCGGACCCUUACGCGGCCCGGACGAUACACUGGCAGUUGAACAGAUUCCCGAGGACCGCCUCACCGAACAACAUGUGCGCGACUUCUUCUCACAAUUUGGUGCAAUCGUCGAUGUGCAAGUACGCACCAAGGAACGCGCUGCUAUUGUCAAGUUUAGCGAUCACCCUGCUGCUCAGCGCGCCUAUGACAGCCCGAAAGCGAUAUUCGAUAAUAGAUUUGUCAAAGUAUUCUGGUAUCAGCCUGGUCCCAGCAACGGCUUCCACGGCGUUGUUGGGAAGACACCUCGUCAAGAAGGCAUUCCCGCAAUAUAUUACGAGGACGAGGAAAUGGUUGACAUAGAAGAAUUCAGCAAGCAGCAAGCACAGGUUCAGAAGGAGUUCGAGGAGAAGCGUCGAAGGUCCGAGGAGGUGACAGCUCGAUCAAACCUGAUCAGCGCGCAGCUCAAGGCCAAAGAGGAGGAAUUGACUGGACUGCGUUCAACGCUGAUAGAGAAGGCAAGGGCUAAAGGUCUUGAGGCUAUUGUUGCGAAGGAAAAACAAGCACUCUCUGAAGAUCUCGCGAAGCUAGCAGCCGAAGCUGCGGGAUUGUUUGCUACCGCUGGGUCAACCGACACAAUGACUAUCUCUCGUGGUGGCUUCCUGAACGGGCGCAGUUUCUCGUUCCGCGGUGGCCUUCGAGGCCGUGGUAGCACUCGGGGAGGACGUGGUGGUGUUGUUCGACUUGACAACCGGCCUCGUUCUCUUGCCAUUGCUGGAGUCAAGGCUGGGUCCGAAAAAGAGACGGUCUUGAAGCGGCAUCUGCUAAACUCCAAGGGCUGCACGGGCGUCCGUCAUCACGCGGAGCGUGCUCAUACCCUUGUGGCAAGCUUUGAGCAACGCUUCCAAGCGGAGAUUUUCCUCGACGAAGCGUCCAGCAUCGACCAUGUCAGUAUCGCCGACCUAUCGUGGGUUCCCAACGAAGCCACGGUCGUGCAGCAGUCGAUUGUGAUCGAUGACCCUUUGGUGCAUCAAGACGCAGACGACGAAGUCUCUGGUGGCGAGGUGGACGUGAAGGUGGAAGUCGAUUUGGACGUAGCUGAUGAUAACGAUCAGUGGCUGUGAAAGGCGGAAGGUGUAAGUGAAGGAAAUGACGAUCUGCAUGGCAUGGUGUACGCAUAUUCGGCGCAACGGUAUGGGCAUGAGCAUUUGGUAUACCCCGGCAUCAUGGAGCGGUU